GGUGUUUUAGGUCAUUGCAACAAAUUCCUACGAGCCAUAGUUCAAGAGUUAUAGUUGGUUCAUGUUGAUCUUGACCUGCUGCUGCGGAAUAUCCGACCUACAAGUGUUUGUUCCCAGUUCAUCACUGUUAUGAGCUAUACUACUGGUUUCUCAUGCAUAAAUUCGUUGAUCUCAAAUCCUAUCUACAAGCUUGAAUAAGAAUAUCGAUGGCGAUGACUAACAGAAACCCAGGAUCUAAAUUAAAAGAUGAAUUGGCCAAUCAGCGUACAGCGUCAUGAUUUGCCAUUCAGCCUAUAAAUCACACAUUCCUCUACGAAUUUUAGGAUAAACAGACCCCUCCUGGUGAUUUUCACAAUGAUUUCAAGGAUACUUACCACUUCAGAAUCAUUGGCUGCGUCAGACACCACCCUAAACACAACAUGACCACAAAACUCAUCCCGAUCGACCUUCACGACCCAAGCCAAUUCGCAGAGCUACUCGCCCAACGCAUCCAAUGCGGCUGGGACAAUGACCCCGCACACCUACUGCACUGGCGCAGUAAAAUCGACGAAAAUCUCAAAUCCCUCUUCUGGAUCACUGUCACAUCCCCAAACCCCAGUCUCUCCGACUACUCGUUCAGCGACAGCGACAGCGAGCCAGAAUUCCGCGCCGGCCAUAUCUCGCUGGACUCGUACUCGGACUUAAAUGACCCGCUACUCGCCAAUCCCGACCGGUCCGCGCUCAUCGUUCAGAACCUCUUCAUCAAGCCCGAGUACCAGCGUCUCGGGCUGGGUCACAAAGCGAUGAAUUUGCUGGAGGCGCUGGCGCCCACGGAGCCAUAUGGGAGCCCGAAUUGCAAGUAUGUCACGCUGUCGACGUUGAGCAAGCGGCACUUCGAGGUGGAUAGUCCGAUGUGGGAGACGGCGAGGGCGAUCUUGCCGCCUGGGUAUUUGAAUUUUUGUGUGCCGGAAUGGUAUGAGAAACGGGGGUAUGUGUUGUGGAAGUCGUUGUGGAGGAAAUAUGAGCCAUCUGGGGAGAAGAGGGGGUUGGAGUUGAUGGUGGAUUUGAUGAGGAAGGAGGUGUAGUACUGGCCAUGUGUUUGACUGUCCCGAGCCAUGAGGCUGUGUAUGACAGACUUGUGCGAUAGAAUUCCUGCAAGGUUAUGUGUAAAAAUGCAGGUGGCUCAAUUGGCUUCCGAUUA
This is a messenger RNA of Aspergillus steynii IBT 23096, 1180 nucleotides long. RefSeq lists its product as uncharacterized. The transcript has a single exon. The record is from RefSeq and is a predicted model, not a curated record. Lineage: Eukaryota; Fungi; Ascomycota; Eurotiomycetes; Eurotiales; Aspergillaceae. Bases 420 to 1064 code for a protein of 214 amino acids.